Molecule: messenger RNA, 2808 nt
Organism: Tarenaya hassleriana
Lineage: Eukaryota; Viridiplantae; Streptophyta; Magnoliopsida; Brassicales; Cleomaceae
Product: pentatricopeptide repeat-containing protein At5g14080
Exons: 7
Coding region: 553-2481 (642 amino acids)
Molecular function (GO): protein binding
Source: RefSeq, a predicted model, not a curated record
GCAGCGUGCUUUUGUUCUUCCAUCUCCAUCGCAAUUUCCUGGAAGCAAGCGUAUCCCCAUCUCAAAUCAUCGGUGUGGUUAUCUCGUAAGAUUAUUCAAUGCUUCGAGGUUAGGGAUAUCUGAAACCGCCCCAGAUCAAUAUUUUGAAUGGAGUUAAAUAUUUCUCUCCGUGAAAAUAGAUGCUUUUUUGCAGUUCUUUCUCCAUGGCAAAGGGGUAGGUUGCCGCUAAAGGAGCGCCUAUCAUUGAAUUCCCCAGAGAGUAUUUCAAUGGCAUAGAUCAAGCCUAUGUUCGGAUGGUUAGCCACUUCAGUAAUCUGGUUCCCGCAAGUUUACUAUGCACGCACUGCGUUAUACAGAAAAGUAAAGUGCUGUUUCAGGAAACCUUCGGGAGCUCUGACAAAAUUGAGGCCUUGGAGCUAGUUGCCUCAGAACAACUAAAGCUGUCUACACAACAUCAGAUUAUGUGUAAGGAGACGUCAAAGGGAUCUGUUUAUCAGCCUCAGGUCAUCUUCUCCAUGUUACCGGCGUUUCGUUGGAAUUAGAUCACAUGCUAUGAGACCUGGACCUGCUGCGGAACUGGCGGCGAGGAUCGGUCAGGAGCUGUUGUCGAUAUCCGGCGGCUCGAGAUCAGUUAGGACAUGGAAUUCGUCGUUCGAGCAGACCCUUCACCGCCUCCGCCUCCGCGACUCGCUGUGUCCUUCGCUCGUUGCCUUAGUCAUCGACCCGUUCCUCCUAAACCACCAUUCGCUCGCUCUCGGAUUCUUCAACUGGGCUGCCCAGCAACCAGGCUAUUCUCACGACUCUGUCUCUUACCGCUCUAUCCUUAAGUCUCUCUUUUCUUCACGCCAGUUCUCCGCCAUGGAUGUCCUCUUGAAACAGGUGAAAUCGCAGAAAAUUGUCCUCGAGCCUGCUGUGUAUCAGUCGCUCAUAGACUCGCUCGUUUUGGGAGGGAAACCUCAGAGCGCGUUCUGGGUUCUCGAUGAAGUCUUGUCGAUGGGUCGGGAGAUGCCUCCAGAUGUAUGCAAUCGUCUUCUGGCUGCUUUGGCCUCUGAUGGGUGUUCUGAUUACGCACAGCAUAUGUUCGAUGAAAUGUGCCGAAGAGGUAUUGCUCUGAACACUCUGGGAUUCGGCGUAUAUGUAGGGAGAUUCAGUAGGAAUGCCGAAACGGGUCGGCUCUUGAGACUUGUAGAAGAAGUGAAGAAGCUCAAUUCGGAUAUCAAUGGCUCCAUUAUUGCACUGUUGAUUGUUCAUGGUCUUUGCAAGGCUUCUCGAGAAAUGGACGCUUUCUACAUAUUGGAUGAACUAAGAAACAUAGGUUGCAAACCGGAUUUUAUGGCCUAUAGGAUCAUAGCUGAAGCCUUUGUGUUAACUGGGAAUCUGUACGAGAGACAAGUCGUUCUAAAGAAGAAGAGAAAACUCGGAGUAGCACCCAGGAGCAGUGAUUAUGGAGAGUACAUCUUGGAUUUGAUUUCAACUAAUCAGUUAACUGAGGCUAAGGAGUUAGCUGAGGUGAUCGUAAGUGGGAAUUUCCCAAUUGGUGAUGAUGUUUUGGAGGCAACGAUCAGAUCGGUAUCUUCAGUUGAUCCAGAUUCUGCUGUUGGAUACCUCAGUUUCAUGGUAAGCAAUGGCAAAUCGCCCACACCUUUGACUCUGAGCAAACUAUGUAAGAAUCUGUGCAAGCACAACAAGAGCAACCACCUGUUGGAAGUCUAUGAACUGUUGGCGAGCAAGGGUUAUUUCUCAGAUAUUGGGAGUUACAGAAUGAUGGUUAAGUUCUUGUGCAGGGGUGGGAGAGUGAGAGAAGCUUACAAUGCUCUCGACGAAAUGAAGAAGAAAGGGUUUGAUCCAGAUGUUUCUAUGUACAACGCUCUCAUCGAAGCCUGUUGCAGGGGGGAUUUGAUACGUCCGGCUAAGAAAUUGUGGGAUGAAAUGUUUGUAAAUGGGUGUAGGAUGAAUCUAAUGACCUAUAAAGUUCUCAUUGUUAAAUUGUCAGAGGAAGGAGAGGCUGAUGAAGCGUUGAGGCUGUUUAAAAGAAUGCUUGAUAAAGGGAUUGAAGCAGAUGAAGAGAUUUAUACCUCCCUCGUCACGGGCCUUUGUCAAGAGUCGAAAAUUGAUGAUGCACUGCAAGUGUAUAGGAAAUCUGUGGAACAUGACACGAGGGUUUCGGGAAGGGUACUAAGCGCGUUCGUUUGGAGUCUAUGCAGAGAUGGCUGUCAUAGGGAAGCGUCGGAGCUGCUGCGUGAGAUGUGGUCAAGUGAAGAAGAGCAGAAGGGUGCUAAUGUGGUGCUGCUGAAAUGCAUGGCCGAAGCAAAAGAGGUCGAUAUUGGAAUCCAACACAUCAAAUGGAUCAAACAAGUGCUGUCCCCGUCUCUGCUUCACCCCUUCUCUUCUGACCUAUCAGCUUCUCUUUGUUCGUCUUCGGACCCUGAUUCGGUUUUGCCCUUUCUUCGGGAGCUAGAGGAGACAUCCAACAUUCCAUAGCAUGCGACCUGACACUCGGUACUCUCCUAUUGGUUCACAGAGUAACUCAGUCACCCGUUCUUUGAGAUUAGAGACCCUUCAGAUCAAAGGGAUGCUUCAUCAAUCAAUGACUCGGACUUCUUCUCCUCUUAGAGCCAGACAACCCAGGCUGUUUCUAAUAUAUAUGGACACGCGCACAUUGGAAUUUUAUGUCUCUGUUGUUUUUGUAACUGUAAGAAUAAUAAUAACCAUUCAGGUGCCAAAAGACACGCGAAGGUUGUCGGAAAAACAUUCACACGUAUAUUGAAUAAUGAGUGGGUUAUACUGGCGACAGUUGGUUACAGUUAA